AUGGCAACCGUCCUCGAACUUCCAGCGGAGAUCCUGGCACAGAUUGUGCGGUAGGCAAAUCUCAAUGGCGCCCUUCCAAACCUCAGGUUGAGCAAUUCGCGUAUGUUGGCGUUAGCAGACAGUCAAACUCAUCUAUUACUCGACGACCUGUGCUUCAGAUAUGGAAUCAGUGCACGAGCUCGAGAUCUUUACCUCUCGCAGAGGGCAAGUGAAAGGUUCUCUGGUACACGGCAACCGAUCAUCCAUGUCAUGGCCUUCGGCAACUUUUUGCGCAUGACUGCACUUCUUGCUGCGGAUUUGGACAAGGGAAUCGGAGAGUCCACCCUUACCGCGGUACCUCCCACGCAACUUGGCAAUCGAGAGCCUUUCUUGCUAUUUGCAAUCUUCAGUCAGGUGCUGAAUUCAUCGUUGGAGUUUUCACAUUCGACAAUGGCAGACUUGCUGGCCCCUUCCCCUGACGCUGGGCAGUCACUCUCAAAGCAGUUUUCGGAGAAAUUUGUGCACUUUCUGAGACAGGAGCUCGCAUUGGAGGAGUUAGAAGGUAUUAUCGGCGCCAUUAGUGUCUGUUCAAUGCGGCUCUGGGGCACUGUCUUCUUGUUCAGACCCAGGGAUUCCACAAUCAGCAGCUUCAGUAGCCUCAGCGGGGCUUCUUUCAACACAAAUCAAGCAAUUUUAACGGAGCAUGUCAUCUGGAAAGGUCCACUUUGGGCAUCGCGAAUAUUGAGGGUAUAUGGUCCUGCUGACGCAGGUAGCAUGCAGGAGACUGAAAUGGGUGCAGAAGUAGACGACAAUCUUUGUCAGGGAGGGCGUCUGGAGGGGGACGCGCUGUGAAGGAGCUCGGCUGGCAGCGAAUGGAGUGGCCCGGCUCCUGUGGAACGAGAGACAGCAGAAGAUCGAGACGAAGGCCAGCGCCUCUGCAGAA
Messenger RNA from Cladophialophora psammophila CBS 110553, 922 nucleotides. RefSeq lists its product as uncharacterized. The coding region runs from base 103 to 831 and encodes 242 amino acids. The record is from RefSeq and is a predicted model, not a curated record. The transcript has a single exon. Lineage: Eukaryota; Fungi; Ascomycota; Eurotiomycetes; Chaetothyriales; Herpotrichiellaceae.